This is a messenger RNA of Panicum virgatum (switchgrass), 2014 nucleotides long. RefSeq names its product protein trichome birefringence-like 19. Lineage: Eukaryota; Viridiplantae; Streptophyta; Magnoliopsida; Poales; Poaceae. Gene Ontology annotation, molecular function: O-acetyltransferase activity. Gene Ontology annotation, cellular component: Golgi apparatus. The coding region runs from base 511 to 1812 and encodes 433 amino acids. The transcript has 3 exons. The record is from RefSeq and is a predicted model, not a curated record.
GGGUGCAUCCUUUAAUGAAAAGCAAAGAAAAAAACGUGUUAUCGAGGAUUGCUCUAGGGAAUGUCUUUGGAAUCCAGAAGGGCGGAGGAAGGACCAUGCCAUUUAAUUUUGAACGGCUGGUGAACUCAAGUUCUAUGACCUUGACAGGCCGGUCAAACAUAACCGGAGCCAAAAGGGAGUGCUACUGAUAGGCAUGUUUACAGGUUAGCGGUUAGCCAGUGUCCAAGGUCUCAGAUAACCCCAUCUGUUUAGCACUGGACCUUUCUGCUUUACAGAACAAAGGAGGCCUCAAGAACAAACAGCUGGAUCUCAUAACCGCACGCGUGUAAUCCACCAUUACAGGUGGUGUUCGUCGCUGCUAAUUACGUAUACCAGUUUGGAACGUUCAUUCGUCGUAGCCAUUUUCGGCGUCAUCAACAGAUUCAUCUGACUCCAGAUUCUGAUCAGAGAUCACUCUUGAACGUUCAUGAAACAGGACGGGAAAAAUCUAUAUAUGCCCAUACACAGGUCAUGAACAAUGAAUAUUUCCAUGCCGAAUCGCUAAUCUAUUGUUACUCGUUAGUCUUGGGAUUUUUUUUUGCCAAAAUGAAGUUUCUUGAAAUCAAGCUUCCAUACCCCGCCAUCCAUUGUGCCGUCUCCGCCGGCCUCCUCGCGACGUGCCUUUUGAUCCUCGCCGUAGUGAUCCUGCCCGACCACCGCGAGCCGCCGCUGCCGCCGGUGGCGACCGACGACGGCCAUGGCGGCGGUAACCUGUCGUGCAACAUCUUCCAGGGCGAGUGGGUGCCGGACCCGGGCACGCCACGCUACACCACGGAGAUCUGCCCCGUGAUCCACGGCCACUACGACUGCGCGCGGUACGGCCGGCCGGACCUCGGGUUCGUCCGGUGGCGGUGGCGCCCCGCAGGGUGCGAGCUGCCGCGCCUCGACGCGGCGCGGUUCCUGCGCGCGGCGAGGGGCAGGUCCAUGGCGUUCGUCGGGGACUCGCUCGCCAGGAACCAGAUGCACUCGCUGGUGUGCCUCCUGGCGCGCGCCGAGCGGCCGUCGCCGUGGACGAACGCGACGAGGCACGCGUACCGCUUCGGGCGGCAUGGGUUCACGGUCGCUUCGUUCUGGUCGCCGUUCCUCGUCCGCGCCGUCGAGGCCGACCCGGACGGGCCGAAGGGGAGCGGGGCGAGCCUGUGGAACCUCCACCUCGACGAGCCGGACGCCGGGUGGGCGGCGCGCGCCGGCGAGUUCGACUACGUGGUGGUGUCGGCGGGGAGCUGGGCUGGUUCCAACAGCCGGUUCUUCCGCCCGUCCGUGUUCCACGAGCGCGGCCGCCUCGUCGGGUGCAACGGCUGCCUGGCGCCCAACGUCACCGACCUCACGCUCCGGUACCCGCUGAGGAAGGCGUUCCGGACCGCGCUCCGGGCGGCGGCGGUCGCGGGCUUGCCCGGACGCGGCGCCAGGACGACGGUGGUCGUGCGUACGCUCUCGCCGUCGCACUACGAGAACGGGACGUGGAACGAGGACGGCGACUGCGCGCGGACGCGUCCGCUCGCGCGCGGCGGGUGGGAGAUGAACGCGGUGGAGAAGGAGAUGUAUGCGAUACAGGCGGAGGAGUUUGCGGCGGCAGGGAGGGAGGGGAAGGACGCGAGGAUGCUGCUGCUCGACGCGACGGAGGCGAUGGCGCUGCGGCCUGACGCGCACCCGAGCAAGUACCGUCUGUGGCAGCCCGACAGGUUCAACGUGUCGCGCGACUGUUUGCACUGGUGCCUGCCCGGCGCCAUGGACGCCUGCAACGACAUGCUCAUCCACAUGUUGCUGCACUAGAAAGUAGAAACAGGCCCGAUUCGACGAGUUGCCAUUCUUUUGGUAUUUGAUUUCGGUACGCCGUUAGCAGUUGUAGACUGUUGUAGCAUGCAUAAACCAAGCUGCAUCUGACAAACAAUCACCGAGAAUAUAUAUGAAAUUCCUGCAGAUAUUAUGCAUGACCUGUAUCGAGUCUCGUGGAUUGUUAUUAGUAAUUGGUGAA